UUGUAUAUUUAAUAAAAGUUAUUUUUUCUGUAAGCUAUAUUACUUUUUAUUUUUUACUGCUGUCUCUUAUUCUGUGUAUCUUUUUUUUAUUCCUGACUCAAAAGUUGCUUUUAGUGAUGAUUUGUGCAUAAAAGCUUCUCUAAUUAGGUCUAGGGGAAGAGAAUCGUAGGAACUUGACAUUCUUGUUCAUCCUUUUGACUGAUUUGUUACCUGAUGUUUCAAAGAUUUAGCUGAAAGGUUAUCUAUAUAAAAUUAUGUUGCACUAAGUAUAAUGAUGCCUUAAGUUAUGUCUAAAGCUAGGCAAUGCUUUCUUCGAGAGAUUCUGUUAUUUGAAGAUAAGCCAGAUGUAAAAUAAAUUAUAUUUUCUGUAGCUUAUUCUGUAAUAUAAAAAUUGUGAUGAAUAUGUUGUGCUUUUAAUAAAUGUAAUAAAAUUGGAAAUUGCAAGUUAUAAAACUUUAGAAGUAAUUUAUUUUCUAAUGCUGUUUUCUUCUUGAAGCCUCAUAUUUGAGCAAGAGAAACUAUUUUUCAUUAUCGUCUAGUUUUGGACAGAAAAUUUAAGUGUAUCCGAUUGAUAAAUAAAGUGUGUAAAUCAGUUUUUUAAAAGGUCUUAAAUAAAUAUUAUGUGUGAAUCUUGUGUAACACAUGAAUGAUAAAUAUUACAUUUCUUUGUUAAUGUCUUUUUUAAAUACCAGGAUAAAGAUCAACGGAGUAUGGAUAUAGAUACUGCAAAAGCUAUGCUUCAGUUACUUCUUGGAAGGAUAUGGCCAUUAUAUGGCUCAUUUCAUCAGUUCCUAGAGCAAUCAAAGUACAAGGUCAUAAAUAAAGAUCAGUGGUGUAAUGUUUUAGAAUUCAGUCGAACCAUUAAACAAGAUCUGAAGAAUUAUGAUGAAGAUGGUGCUUGGCCUGUUCUACUUGAUGAAUUUGUUGAUUGGUUAAAGGCAAAGCAAAAUAAUGGAAGCCAAAAGCCAAGUCAUUCUACUUUUUAACUGAUUCUUCUAGUUCUGUGGUGCCAAAUAAUAGGCAUGUUUGAGGAUUAAAAAAAAAAAAAAAAUGGAACAUUUUUCUAGGAAAAAAGGCAUAUUCUUCAGUCUUUACACCAGAAGAACUUGUGAUAUUCUGUAUUAUUAUGAAUGAGCUGCAAAGUUCUACCUAGAAACAAGUAUCCAGUCGGCCAGGCCUUCCCCCUUCCCAAGUUUGUUAUUUGUAUAUGUGUUCAGUUGUUUCUCCACUAUCACUUAAGUUGUGUAUGCCAAAUUUUAAACUCAGGAACCAACAUACUGCUUUAUCUCUCUUGUAUAUUGGAAAGUAUGGGCAUGUUCCAUUAUUGAAUAUUAUUGUAUCAGUUGCACAUGUCUUGGACAAAUUAGAAUGGAUUUUAUUUCUUGUAAAUUUUGUUAUAAAAGUGAUUUGCAUAACUUUGUUGGUUUUCUAAUUUUAUUAGAUGUAUGCAUUUUUUCACUAUUAUUGAUUUAUUUUGUUUGCGGAAUGUUUAGUUUAAAUCACUGCUGUUUAAUUUGGAAACCUAAUUAAUUAUCAGGAUUUUUAUUAUUAAAUACUACUAUUUUUUAUUUUUAGUGUUACUUAAAUAUUUUCUUUUUUGGGUGGGUCAUUAAAUAAAUUUGAACUGCAAAAAUCUGGUUUUUAAUUUAAUCAAUGAUUUUUUCCCUUAAUUUUUAGAACAUGCAUCAUUUACAAUCAAUUAAAAAAUGUAAGUGUUCUUUUUUGUUCAGUAUAAUUACAUUUUUAUUUUAUAAGUGCUUUUUAAGUUGCAAGAUUAAAGCAAAAGUAAUUAAACUGAAGUUAUCGUUAAUAUUGUGUAAUAAUAAUUUUUAUUUUGGGGGGUAAUUUUCAUAAAGCUUAUAAAUAGUUUCAUACAUUUUUUAAGUUGUUAUAAAAGUUCUAAUUCCAUAUAUCACUAGAUGGGUAGUUUAUUGUGUCUAAUAUAAAAUAUGGAUAUGGCUAUAAAAGUACGUAUUAAAAUUUAUUUUUAAUAAGGAAAUUCCAAAAAAUUAAUCCCUUCUUCUAGGCAUACCUCAUCCAGAAUAAGAUAUAUUUGAUAAUUUAAUUUUUUUUAAUAUGACAAUUCAUGAAAGAGACAAUUUUACAUUCUAGACAUGAAAUUUUUUAACUCGUGAGAUUCUUCAGAUACAAAUUGUUAAAACGCUUUACAUUAUAACUGUAUGAUAUAGAUCCAUCCUUUCAACUUUUAAUUCAGAACAUAAUAUGCGAGUUGGACGCUUUUGGGGGGGGUAAAGUACUAAACUUUACACAUUUUAAGUGUCAUGAAUUUUGAUGUUAUUUUUCCUUUGUGUAAUAAAUAUCAACUUUCAGUUACUCUUCAUUUAUUUAAACUGAAUUAAAAAAUGGUACUAUAAAUAUAGCAAAUAAUCAUUAUUGAAAAAAUCCAUGUUUUGGAGGAGAAAAAUGUUAAUUUAAGAGGAAUUUUGAAGUUGUUGUAGUAUUUUAUGUUUUUCAUAUGGAUGAAGUUUUUUCAGAAAAAAUUCUUGUAUGAUAAAUUUGUGUGCUUUAAAAUUUUAGUUUUAGAAUAGUUAGAAUUAUGUUUUAGUAACUGUGUGAGAUUUUUCCCUUUCAUUUGAAUGUGUUCUGUGAUGUCUACAAAAAAGGCAUUUUGCACUAAUAAAAUUUUUAUGUUUAUUUAUUAAUUGCAUAAAUAAAGAAAAGAAUAGCCUUAAUGAGGUAUGCCCGAUCAGAGCAUUGUAAUUUUAUUUCUCUACAAAAAUUAGCAAUAAACCUAUGAUAAUUUGUCCAUGGCUGUACUAUCCCAUUCCAAGUGUCUUACAGUGCUUCAGUUGGUUUCAUAAAAUUGCUGCUGAUUGACUUAUCGUCUACAGCACAAGUCCAGUGUGCCUACUGUGUGUAUAUAUAUAUAUAUGCUAGAAGUUCUCUCAAAAAAGUAGUACAAUAAAAAUAUUUGCUGUUUAA
Molecule: messenger RNA, 2943 nt
Organism: Stegodyphus dumicola
Lineage: Eukaryota; Metazoa; Arthropoda; Arachnida; Araneae; Eresidae
Gene: SCCRO4
Product: DCN1-like protein SCCRO4
Biological process (GO): protein neddylation
Cellular component (GO): ubiquitin ligase complex
Molecular function (GO): ubiquitin conjugating enzyme binding; ubiquitin-like protein binding; cullin family protein binding
Source: RefSeq, a predicted model, not a curated record